UACAAUAAAAUAUUUAAUAGCCUAUAUAAUUAAUAUAUAAUUAACCCCCAGAUGGAAUUUGUAAGAGAGCAAAAAUAACUAAGAAUGGAUUAAGCAGUGUGUGUCGGGAUAGACAGGAAAAUAAACAGAACGUAUCAACAGUUCCUUAUUCUACACAAUUGCAUGUCCAUUUUGAAAACAGAGCCUAUGUAUAGUCUUGUAAAAGUGUGUGGAAUUAACCAUUCUUCGGAUUUACUAAUCUUGUGAAAUUUGCCUUUAAUUUGCAUGAGUGUUUAGUUUACUUGCCUCUCUCUCUCUUUCUUUUGCAGACGCACAAGCCACGUAACUGUAUAUCUGAAGACGAUUGUUCUUUGUUCUGUUGUUGGUUUCCUUGUCCUUAAAAAUCGGCUAGAUGGCGCCAUUGCUCCAUGCUGUACCACGUAUAUUCAACAACUUGACCCCAGUGACGUCAAGACGGUCUGGCGCAUCAAGGCCACUUUCAAAACCCUAUUGGUCUGAAAAUCACAUGACAAAGCGCCUUGAAUCCAUAAUUAUGUUGCUGAUAUUUUUCGCCCCCCCAAAAGAUGUCAGCGUCCUACUGUCCUUAUCCUCUUCGGCAUAAAGGAGAUUGUUUUGAAUCAAAAGAAAAACAAGGCAAGUUGCAAAAUGUCAUGCCCGAACAACGUGGCAGCCAACAACACAUUCCUGAUGGACUCGCUGGUGGGAGGAACAUCUCCGUACAGAGGUGAGAGCUAUUCAACUAACUCUGGAAUGUAUAUGCAAGCGUCUGCAGAAUAUGGUUGCUCCAUGAUGGGUAGUUUUGGUAUUGUUGGUACCCCUCUCUCCAAACGGGAUGAUCUGCAGCCGAGUGGGAUGCAUCUCAGCAGUUACCAGCACUCACAUUACCUGUCGCAGCGGGACGCUUGGAUGGCAGGCUCUAAAACUUACAGAGGCUCCCAACCUGUUGCCCAGCCUUUGCACCCAUGUUCGUUUCCAGCCAGCCAUGUGAAAGAGGAAGCGAUUCCGUGUCUUUACCAGCCUGAUAUCGACAGCGCUAAGGAGUCCGCUGAGAAAUCCACCUACAUCCGUUUGGGAGACAAUAACAGCCACCCGAAUCAAAGCGCCGUCUCCACCCCCGAUUAUUUCCGACGGAGCCAGGUGUACGCUAGUGAAAGGGGCCACCAUGGAGAUGAGUUCGGCUCGGACUUUAACCCAGUAUCCAGAAUAUCCACGCCUGUUAAGGGACUAGCGGCAGAUUCAUAUGUCAAAAGCAGCAAAGCAAGGCAGGACCCAGAAGACAAGGGAGGGAAUACGCAGGAAGACGACUUGGAUCAGGGACAGGCUAGAAAAGAAGAGAGUGUCGCAAAAACAGACAGUUGUACUGAUGAUUCCGAAAGCGAAUUGAAAGAUGAGGCUAAAUUGGAAAAAACAACGGGGAAUUGGCUAAAAGCGAAAAGUGGACGAAAGAAGAGAUGUCCUUACACAAAGCAUCAGACACUUGAGCUGGAGAAGGAGUUCUUGUUCAACAUGUACUUGACUCGAGAGCGCCGUCUGGAGAUCAGCAAGAGUAUCAACCUCACAGACAGACAGGUCAAGAUCUGGUUCCAAAACAGAAGGAUGAAGCUAAAGAAGCUCAACAGAGAAAGUCGCGUCCGAGAGCUAACAGGCUAUAGCUUCAACUGAGGGCUUAAGAAACAGACAGAAGAAGAAAUAAUAAUAAAUACUCUCUCGCGUUCCCCACGUUCACCCCCUCUCUAUUUUUUUAUCUCUUUUUUUCUCCCUUUUCAUUCACAGACUUACAUACACACACAAAACUAUAAAAUAGCAAAGCACUGGCCCAUGGCUUUCAUUUCAAAGGAACUGGAACAUCCUUCAGACAGUAUUACAUUUAGUUUACAAUUAUCCGAGUCUAAUUUAUCAUUGUUGACCAGACCUGAAUAAUAGUUGUAAAUAUGGCAGUAGCGGAAGAAAAGGAUGCUUGGUACACAUAUUCGUGGCAGAUUUGUAAUUUUGAAAAUCCUUAACUCAGAAUAUAAGAACGAGAUUUCUAUUUGAUGUCUUAGCUUAGUUUGUUUGCUGUCAGUGCGCGUGUCUUAUACAAUGCGCGCUCUGUAUUUUGCAUGCUUUGUUCUUGACGUGUAUUUGCCAAUUUGAUGUUUAACUCGACAGACUGAUAAAUAAAACAGGGGGUGGGAAAAUAUUA
Molecule: messenger RNA, 2182 nt
Organism: Ctenopharyngodon idella (grass carp)
Lineage: Eukaryota; Metazoa; Chordata; Actinopteri; Cypriniformes; Xenocyprididae
Gene: hoxc10a
Product: homeobox C10a
Exons: 2
Coding region: 646-1662 (338 amino acids)
Biological process (GO): regulation of transcription by RNA polymerase II
Cellular component (GO): nucleus
Molecular function (GO): RNA polymerase II cis-regulatory region sequence-specific DNA binding; DNA-binding transcription factor activity, RNA polymerase II-specific
Source: RefSeq, a predicted model, not a curated record